AUGAAAAUUUAAUUAGAUAAAGACACAUACAUUCUUUAAAAAAAAAUAGGUGAGGGUAACUUUGCUACAGUUUAUGCUACUCAGCAUCAAAAUCUUGUAGCAAAAGUGUGCUACAAAUCUAAUCCUAAAGCUUUUUAGGCAUUUUAAAUAGAAAUGGAAAUUUUGAAUAAGAUUUAAGGAGAAGGUAUUGUAAAAUUAGAAAAGUCUGGCAUUACUCAAUUGUAAGGUUAGACAAGUGGAAUUUUAAUUUUAGAAAAUUGUUCUAAAGGAAGUUUAAUAGAUUUAAUGGCAACAUAUGUAUUAUCUAAAAUAUCAUCAAGAUAAAUAGAAGACCUCCUGAAUAAUUAGUAUUGAUGAUUGCAAGAGAUAUUGUUAAAGGAUUAAUAUAAAUUCAUUAAGUAAUAACUUGUAGAUACAUUAUUAGCUUGGUUAUAUUCAUCGGGAUGUGAAAAUGGAGAAUGUACUUUUGAAUCCUUUGGGUUAUUUUAAACUUUGCGAUUUCGGUAGUGUUACUAAAAAUAAGCAUUUUAAAAUUGAUAAUACUAAUAGAGAUACAAUUAAAGAUGAAAUUGAAGAUAAUACGACACCAUUCUAUCGUGCACCAGAAUAUAUUGAUUUUUAUGCAAAUCAUCCUAUUACAGAAAGUGCUGAUAUAUUUGCUCUAGGUGUUUUAUUAUUUAUGUUUUGCUUUUAAAAACCUCCAUUUGAAAGUGGUUUAGCAGCAGUUAAUAAUCAUUAUUUCAUACCUGAUUCUCAUGAAUAUUCAUAAAAGUAAAUAAUUUUUAUAUAACUCUCUAGACUUAUCUAAUUAAUUUAAUCACUCUUUACUGUUAAUCCUAAAAAUAGACCAACAGCUUAAGACAUUCUCUAAAAAAUAUCAAAUAAUUGGCAAUUACCUUAAAGAUAUAUAGAAACAACUAAUCAACCAAUACCUGUCCCUAAUCUAAAUAAAUAUUUUGCAUCUGUAGAUAAUGUUUAUAUUGAAAAAAAAGCUGCUCCUCUUGGCUUUUUUGAUUAAGUCAAGCGUUAUUUAUUUACAUUAAGUAAGAAAACAGAAGCUUGGGUUAUCUAAAGUACUAAAAAUGAUGAUGAUCCACCAAGAUUAGAAGAUAUAAGAUCUUUAGUUGUUAAGGCAUGGUUAAAAAGAGAAAAAAUACCAAAAUUUUAUUUAGCUAUCUAAUAAAAAAUAUUAUUACCAUAACCUGAAAAUCAAAAAGUUAUGAUGAAAUUAGCCAUUCUUUUACAUUAAUAUAUCAAAAAGGGCCCACCUGAUGUUUUAUAAGAAUAAAAAUAAAAGAAUCUACCUACUAUUUGGAGUAUUAUGAAAAUUUUAACUGAUCUCUAUAAACAAAGAAUUAAAAUUAAUCCUCAAAAUGAAGUAAAAGUUAUUGCAAAUUAUUUUACAAUCAUUAAUAAGAAAUUAAUAAUAUGUAAUGCUAAUAAAAAAUUAUUUGAAGGAAGCUAUUCAUUAUCUCCUCUUUUCUUAUCUUUAGAGAGAGGAGAAUUUUGGAAACCAUUGGAAUCCAAAUUAAUAGAUGAUUUAUUAAAAUAUUGGUCUGAUUGUUUAUUAUUUCUCUCAGAAAUAUUUUAACCUAAUCCACUCUGGAGAAUUCAGACAUUAAUUAUCAUGUAAAUGGUCGAUGAAACUUAUUCAUUAUUAUCUAUGUUAUUACAUUUAUGGAUUGCUGUUAAAGAAACUUUAAAUAAAAAUGAGAAUUUAGAUACUGCUAAAUUAACAGAAUGGAUCUUAAGUGUUGAUUAAAGAUAUGAAGAAAAUUAUUACAAAACCAAGAAACUAUUUGAAAAAUGCCAAACUUUAUCUGAAUUUGCAGAAAUUAAACGAUUUAUGCCUAAUUUAUAAUCUGAAGUUAUUAAUUAUAUCUAAUCAGUUGAAUAUUUUAAAGGAAAAACUAAAAUUGAGCUUAGUCCUUAAAGAUCUAUCCAUGGAAUUAAAAUGCCUGUAAGUUAUUAAGUAACUGUCUAAAAAUUAUAACAAGUUCUUUUAUCUAUGGCUGAUUUUGAUAAACCCUAAAAUCAAAUAUAGUCAAAUUAGGAUAACAGUGCAAAUUAAGACUUUUUUGCAGAUUUUGGAUUCCUAAAUAAUCAAGGAAAUUAGUAAUAAGUAUAUGAUUAACCUUGGGUUGAUUUUACAUAAUCAUUUUAGUAACAACAAUAAUAAUAAUAAUUACAAUAAUAAUAAUAAUAAUAAUAAUAAUAAUAAUAAUAAUAAUAAUAAUAAUAAUAAUAAUAAUAAUAAUAAUAAUAAUAAUAAUAAUAAUAAUAAUAAUAAUAAUAAUAAUAAUAAUAAUAAUAAUAAUAAUAAUAAUAAUAAUAAUAAUAAUAAUAAUAAUAAUAAUAAUAAUAAUAAUAAUAAUAAUAAUAAUAAUAAUAAUAAUAAUAAUAAUAAUAAUAAUAAUAAUAAUAAUAAUAAUAAUAAUAAUAAUAAUAAUAAUAAUAAUAAUAAUAAUAAUAAUAAUAAUAAUAAUAAUAAUAAUAAUAAUAAUAAUAAUAAUAAUAAUAAUAAUAAUAAUAAUAAUAAUAAUAAUAAUAAUAAUAAUAAUAAUAAUAAUAAUAAUAAUAAUAAUAAUAAUAAUAAUAAUAAUAAUAAUAAUAAUAAUAAUAAUAAUAAUAAUAAUAAUAAUAAUAAUAAUAAUAAUAAUAAUAAUAAUAAUAAUAAUAAUAAUAAUAAUAAUAAUAAUAAUAAUAAUAAUAAUAAUAAUAAUAAUAAUAAUAAUAAUAAUAAUAAUAAUAAUAAUAAUAAUAAUAAUAAUAAUAAUAAUAAUAAUAAUAAUAAUAAUAAUAAUAAUAAUAAUAAUAAUAAUAAUAAUAAUAAUAAUAAUAAUAAUAAUAAUAAUAAUAAUAAUAAUAAUAAUAUUAAUAAUUACAAAAAUAAUAAUAACAACAAUAAUAAUAAUAAUAAUAGAUCCUCUCUCAAACAUAUUUUGAUAAUUAAUUCAUGUAAUAAGCUGGAAGAGAAUCAAUUCAAACUGAAAUAGAUCCUUAAAUGCUUUCAUAAAUUGUUUUUAAAGUAAAUUAUGAUAAAAAUUAAGAUAAUAAUGUUCAAGAUUCUUAAAAAAAUUAGCAAUUUUCAUAAGCUUAAUCUUAAAUUUUGAAUUAGAAAUAAUAAGAAAAAUCAAAAAUAAUUGAUGUAUUUGAUUUAUUAGAUGUUCAUGAUGAUGAUGUAGUUCCUCAAAAAAAAAAUAAUGAACCAUUUGAUCUAAUAAAUUUUGAUGAUAAACCUAAUUAGAUAUAAUAGAAUGCUUUUUUCUUACCCACCGAUAUUAAUUUUACGUAAUCAUCAAAUUAAGAUUAAAAACAAGGCAAAGAUUAAGCAUAAAGCAUAAACUCAUAAUAACAUUAAUAAUUUCCUUAAUAAUAAUAAUUUCCCUAAUAAAAUCUUUACUAGCAACAGAUACCAUCAAUUUUUGGAUAAAACUUUUAAUAAUAGAAUAUAGUAAUUGAAGAUGAUGAUGAAGACCUUAUACCAAUGAGCUAUGAUAAUCUUCCAUAACAAAAAACAGAAAUAAAAUAAAAGAUACCUAAUAAUUUAAUUUAAUCAAUAAACCCGACGAUAAAUUUAACACCAAAUAGAUAAAAAAUACAUUCUUUAAUUUUAGAGCAUGCAAAUCAAAUAAUAGAUACUGAAGUAGAUAUAAGUGAUUUUAUAAUACAAUACAAUGAAUUAGUGUUUUAUGAAUAAAUAGCAUCAGGAGGAUCAGGAGUAGUUUAUCGUGGAAAAUACAAGAAUGAUAUAGUAGCAAUAAAAGAUAUAGAUAUAAAUGAAAAGGAUGAAUAAAAGAUGAAAGAAUACAAGAGAGAGAUAGUGACUUUGGUGAAAGUGAGACAUCAUUAGAAUUUAGUUUGUUUAGUAGGGAUUACUUUUAAUUAAAAUAAACUGUACAUAAUAACAGAGUUUUGUUCAGGUGGAUCACUUUUUGAUUUAAUACAUAGAAAUAGAGAGACAUAUAUUGAUUAAUUAACAAAAUUGAAAUUAAGUUUGUUUAUAGCAGAAGGAAUGUCUUAUAUUCAUAAAUUAGGUUUUAUGCAUAGAGAUUUGAAAUCAUUAAAGUAAAAUUAAAUUUAUAUUGAUAGUAUAUUAUUAGAUUAGCCAUUUAGUGCUGAUUCAAAUAUAAAGAUAGCAGAUUUUGGUUUAGCUAGAACAGCAUUAGAAAAGACUGAAUGGAUGACAGCAGUUGUGGGAACAUUUGUAAAUUAAUGAUUAUAAAUUAGCAUUGGAUGGCUCCGGAGGUAUUUAGAGGAGAAAUGUAUACAAAUAAAGCUGAUGUAUAUUCUUAUGGAGUAUUAAUUUACAUUAAUUUUAGAUUGUUUUAUAUGAAAUAUUUUCUAGAUAGAUUCCUUAUUAGAAUAUUGCAAAUCCUAUGUAAAUAAUGAAAGCUGUGACAGAAUAGAAUUAAAGACCUGAUCUUACUUUUGAAUGUUAAAAAGAGAUAAAAGCAUUAAUGGCUUAAUGUUGGCAUCCUAAUCCUGAUUAAAGACCAACAUUCUAAUAAAUUAUAAAUAGUUUGUAAAGUUUAUGAAAGAAUUCC
Messenger RNA from Paramecium sonneborni, 4547 nucleotides. The record is from the annotation of a GenBank genome assembly. Lineage: Eukaryota; Ciliophora; Oligohymenophorea; Peniculida; Parameciidae.